AUGUAUGCUUUGCUGCUCUGGUGGUGGGAGCUUUUCCGCCACCACCAAGUGGGCGCAUUCGUUCAGCUCCAUCGUCCGGAGUCUUUCGCAAAACUACCCAAAACGAAGGAUGUGAAAUCACUUAGUUCGGGGGGGUCGCCGUCCGGAAUCCCGCCAGAUGGAUUUCGCAGUCAUAGUGGAGUGGCCCUAAGGGGGGUUCAUUUAAUCGAGCCGGGGCGAUUUCGUUUUCGGUCACGAUGUGGUUUUUGCCCCCCCUCCAUCGUCCUCUCCGUCUCUCCUCUCACUCAUAAUUAUUAUUCCCCUUCCUCUUCCUCCUCUUCUUCUUCUCCUCCCCGUUCUCGCUUCCCAUGGGUCGAGGCCACCUGGAACUGUAUCCGGAUUGCCUCACUUUCGCUUUCCUCCUCCCCGCCCCCUCCGACUAGCGCUUGUUUCACGUCGCCUCCUACGCUCUUUCCCUCUCGAUUACAUUACCAUGUCCAUAAUAAUCGCGUCUCUUCCCCGUCCGUGAUCGAUCUGCGUCGCCAUUGUCGUAUGCAAGCAUGCAAAUCGUUGUUGCUAGCUGUACCAGAUCGAUGA
Molecule: messenger RNA, 576 nt
Organism: Aspergillus niger
Lineage: Eukaryota; Fungi; Ascomycota; Eurotiomycetes; Eurotiales; Aspergillaceae
Exons: 2
Coding region: 1-576 (191 amino acids)
Source: RefSeq, a predicted model, not a curated record